AAGAAAAAAGUACAUGAAGAAUUGUUGGGAAUUUAUGGCACGGAAACAGUAAAAUCUGCACCAAUUAAAUACGAUGAUUUACAAUAUAUGCAAUAUUUGGAGCGAGUUAUCAAGGAAACGAUGAGGAUUUUCCCUACUGUCCCUGUGAUUGGACGAAAAACAACAAAAGAUUUAAAAACAGGAGAGACUGUUAUACCAAAAGGUACAGAAGUUUUUAUAGCAAUUAUGAAAAUACACCGAGACGAAAGGUAUUGGCCAAACCCUUUGGUGUUUGACCCGGAUAGAUUUCUUCCAGAAAGACUAAAGAAUUGUUCCAUAUUUUCUUAUCUUCCGUUUGCUGACGGACCAAGGAACUGUUUAGGUAUUAAAUAUGCAAUGAUCUGUAUGAAAGUCAUGUUAGCAACAUUGAUACGAACGUAUUUAUUCAAAGUUAAUAAAAGUAUUGAAUUGGAUAAAAUAAAUGUGACACUUGACCUUGUAGCAACCCCUGUUGAGCCUUUUAAAGUCAAAAUUGAACAACGAUCCAAUAAAAUAUUGUAGAAAUAUAUUAAAUGUUUGAAAUUA
Molecule: messenger RNA, 564 nt
Organism: Wasmannia auropunctata (little fire ant)
Lineage: Eukaryota; Metazoa; Arthropoda; Insecta; Hymenoptera; Formicidae
Product: cytochrome P450 4g15-like
Exons: 3
Molecular function (GO): iron ion binding; heme binding; oxidoreductase activity, acting on paired donors, with incorporation or reduction of molecular oxygen
Source: RefSeq, a predicted model, not a curated record